Molecule: messenger RNA, 373 nt
Organism: Monopterus albus (swamp eel)
Lineage: Eukaryota; Metazoa; Chordata; Actinopteri; Synbranchiformes; Synbranchidae
Product: beta-hexosaminidase subunit beta-like
Exons: 3
Coding region: 32-358 (108 amino acids)
Biological process (GO): glycosaminoglycan metabolic process; ganglioside catabolic process; carbohydrate metabolic process
Cellular component (GO): membrane; lysosome
Molecular function (GO): beta-N-acetylhexosaminidase activity
Source: RefSeq, a predicted model, not a curated record
AUGGUUUCAUAAAAACAUCCAAGAACAUUAUAUGAUCUUUAGAUUGCAAAAUGAAUUUCUGUUGUUCUUAGGUCUGGAGACCUUUAGCCAGUUGGUGUAUGAAGAUGAGUAUGGAACUAAAACCAUCAAUUCAACAGCAAUCAGUGACUUUCCCAGAUUUGCACAUAGAGGCAUUUUACUGGACACCUCUCGGCACUUCCUGCCCGUUAAAAUCAUCUUGGCUACCCUGGAAACAAUGGCGAUGAACAAAUUCAACGUUUUCCAUUGGCACAUUGUCGACGAUCCAUCCUUCCCUUACAUGAGCCACACAUUCCCACAGCUGAGCAAGCAGGUCAGUAAGACUGAUUACCGGUGUUAACUCCAGAGGUGGAAG